Brassicogethes aeneus is the source of this 1506-nucleotide messenger RNA. Lineage: Eukaryota; Metazoa; Arthropoda; Insecta; Coleoptera; Nitidulidae. The record is from the annotation of a GenBank genome assembly.
AUGGAAGGUCUUUAUGCAAACUGUGAAGGUGGCUGGGAUAUUCAAGAUCUACCUCUAAAAUAUAACCAAAAUCAGAGUUAUUUUCGGGUUAUUGAAGAAUUAGUACAACUUUGGCCAAAUUGUCGAAUAGUACAUGGAAAACCACGGCAUUCACGGUCUCAGGGCUCAGUGGAGAGGGCAAACCAGGACAUUGAAAAUAAAUUAGCAUCCUGGAUGAAAGAUAACAACUCAACUAAAUGGAGUGAAGGUCUUGGAUUUGUACAGUUUUACAAAAAUAGAUGCUUUCACUCCGGUAUUGGAAGAAGCCCUUAUGAGGCACUUUUUGGUGUUCCUUGCAGGGAUGGUUUAAAUGACCUUCCUGUUUCCUCGGAAAAAAUAAGAAUGUUGAAGAGCGAGGAAUAUUUAGAACUGCUUCUUAAAAACUCCAAUGAUGAAGAUACUCUUCCGAAAGAAUUGAAAAUUCAACAAACAACGACCGAGAAUGAGGAGCAAAAUUAUAUUAUAGUAGAUAGUUUAAAUGAGUUAAGAUUUAAUGAAAAUAACCUUGCCAGUUAUCCUAGCACCAGCACUUCAGAUGAUAUUCUUAUACUAACAAUUGAAGACACACUCAACAAUACAAUCAAAGAAUAUGAUAUUCCAGAGAAAAAUUUAAAUCCAAUUGAAGUUGUAGAAAAUAUUGAGAAUUUACAAAGCUGCACAAUAUGCAAAGAAGAUAAUUUAUGUUCACUUAGUAAAAACAGACAAAAUAUAGAAAAUAUAAGAAAUCAGUGCCGUGAAGCUCAAAAAAGGCAAGCCGAAAAGAUGUUACAGGUUUCCUCUAAAAAAUUUAAGUCUGGAGAUGUUGGCAUGACAGUACGUGUUCCAAUUCCAGACGUCGACAGAAGCCGUUCUGAUCACAGAAAUAUUCUGGCCAUAAUUAUGUGUGUUGAAGAUAAUUUUUAUCGACUUGGUACAGUACAUGGAGUAUUAAAACAAUUAUUUUCACGAAAUCAAUUCGAUUUAUGCAAACAAAAUUCUUUAUCUUUAGAUGAUGUUAAAAAAGACACAGAGAUAAGUCUUAGGAUUGCUGUGAGAAAAUUGUCAGUCUCAGGAUCCACUCAAGGAUACAAUCCUGUUCCAAAAUCACAUAGUAGUAGUUCUGAAUCUGAUGAUGAAAUCGAGAUUGAGGGAUCAUCGUCAGAAGACGAAAUCGUUCAAACAAUAGCAGUGGUAGAAGGAGACUUUGUCAUUGUAAACUGCGACGGCCAGUAUUAUCCUGAAGUAUUGUCACUCAACGAAAAUAAGGUUCAAAUCAGUCACAUGCAAAAAAGUGGAUUAUUUGAUUUUCGCUGGCCUGCAAAACCCGACAUUUUGGAUUACGAUGAGCCGGAAAUCUUUAAAAUUAUCGGUAAACCUCAGCUGGUGAACAAAAGGGGUCAUAUUCCGUUCCAGAAAUGGCUAAACUUUGUUCUUACAAUAAAUAACCAUUGUUCUAAUUCAAUUUCAAUUAUUCGUUCUUUCAUGUAA